Messenger RNA from Fundulus heteroclitus (mummichog), 1979 nucleotides. RefSeq names its product vascular cell adhesion protein 1-like. Gene Ontology annotation, cellular component: cell-cell junction. The record is from RefSeq and is a predicted model, not a curated record. Gene Ontology annotation, biological process: cell-cell adhesion. The coding region runs from base 186 to 1973 and encodes 595 amino acids. Lineage: Eukaryota; Metazoa; Chordata; Actinopteri; Cyprinodontiformes; Fundulidae. The transcript has 7 exons. Gene Ontology annotation, molecular function: cell adhesion molecule binding.
UCAGAGGGGGGCGUUUGGUUUCAUCAGAGGUACGGGGGGGUGUUUCAUGUGUGGAGCUCAUUUUCUGCUUCAGACUCAGAGACAAGAACACAAAGGAGACGCUGCUGCCGCUGCUUCUUCAUCCAUCCAUCCGUUCAUCCAUCCAUCCAUCCGUUCAUCCAUCCAUCCAUCAGUGAGAGGUGAGGAUGGACCUGCUGCAGGACCACAGGAGCUUUGUUCAGCUCCUCUCAGCUGUGCUGCUGAUGUCAUCGUGGUGCGUUCAGGGCCUUCUCGUCAGCGUGGCUCCCAUGAAGCCUCUGUUCAGGCUCGGCGCGCACGAGCAGAUGAUCUGCAAGGCCGUGGACUGUCCCACGGUGCCGACCUUUUCCUGGUUCACCCUGAACGACCGUCCCCUAACGGCGUCCUCCCAACACAACGAAACCCACUCCGUGCUGACCUUUGACCCUGUGGAGAUAGGCGAUGAAGGACAGCUGGGGUGUAGGGUGACGUGUGGAGAACAGAGGCCGGUGACUUCAGCCACCUCUGUCAGCGUUUACUCCUUUCCCUCAGACCCGGUUAUCACCGCUCUAGAACCCCUGAGAGAUCAUGUGGAGACCAGAUUCACCUGCCAGGUGUCAGGCCUGUACCCCGCUGUGGACGUGAACUUCACCUGGUUCAAAGGAGACAUCGUCCUGAACAGCACCGUGGAAAGUUCUUGGCAGAGCUACAUUAAUUACACGCCCCUGAAACGGGACUCAGGAGAGAAGAUCACCUGCAGGGCGACGCCGGAGCUGCAGCGUCUGCCGUCUGAGCACAGGACCAGAGAGACCUCCAUCCUCCUCAACGUCCUCCAUGCUCCUGUCUUCAGGAACAUAUCCGACCCUGUGGAAGUGAUGGCCGGCUCUCCGCUGACUCUCAGCUGCUCCGCGGAGGGAAACCCGGAGCCGACCAUCUCCUGGACAGCAGGCGGUAGAUCUCUGCAGCGAGGCGGAGGCGGUCGGCUCGUCUUAUCGGCCGUCGGACCGUCUGACGCCGGACGGUACGAGUGUGAAGCCAGAAACUCAGAAGGAAACCGGACUGCAGCUGUAAAUGUCUCAGUUCUAGCUCCGCCCACCAACACCUCCCUGACGGUGGAUCCAGGUGAGGAGGUCGUGGAGGGGCAGCAGGUGAACUUUACCUGUAGCUCUGAGGGAGCUCCGCCCCCUACACUUGUUCUGAGGAGGGAAGGGGAGGAGCUUCAGAGGACUGACUCCGCCUCCUCGCUCCACUUCAGCCUUCCUUCUGCCGUGCUGAACGACUCCAGCCGCUACGAGUGUGAAGCCUCCAACCAGCACGGCUCCCAGCGGGCCUCCAGUACCGUCACCGUCAGAGGUCACCCUCUGCUGGUGGAGGUGAUUCCCCCGGUGGAGGCCAACCUUCAGGUGGAGGCCAGUCUCAUGGUGGAGGCGGAGAGGGGCUCGCCCCUGACUCUGACCUGCCGGGCCUCCGGGUGCCGGCACCCCCCCACCCUCAGCUGGAGGAGGACGGACCAGAACCGGACCCUGCUGCAGAAGACGGAGCGGCCGGACGGCCAGUCGCAGCUCCACCUGUGGAAGCUGGACCUGCAGCAUCAGGGCGGGUACAGCUGCGAGGCCGGGUGCGGUUCUGUCACCCGGACCAGGGAGAUCCAGGUCCAGGUCCACUCGUUCCCCUCCGAUCCCGUCCUGGAGGAUCCCGGUCCCGUCCUGCUGGACCAGGAAAGCCCGUUCCGCUGCGAGGUCCUCAACAUCUUCUCGGCCAACCAGCUCAGGUUUCGCUGGCUGUCGGGGAACGCGACCCUCCUGACGGACGUGCGCAGGUUCUCCGGCUCGCUGCGGAACGUCUCGUCCGUUCUGAAGCACCGCUUCAUGGAGGCGCAGCGGGUCCUGACCUGCGAGGUGGCGCUGCUGACGGAGCACGGAGACGUGUGGAGGUCCAGAAACACCAGCGUGGCCCUGCAGAUCCACUGUGAGUGAUUCAGG